AUGCAGAAGCUCGUUUUUCAUGGUAUACUGGACGAUUCAAAGCGUUUGAGCGAGCUGAAACUGCCUCCUCGCGACGCGAAAUUAAUGUUGAUUGGGUCUGAACGUUCUGCCGCAGAGCAAGUUAGUGCCCUUUUUACGUCGCCUUCUCAUUCUUUUCAUAAACACUUUUUUCCUUCAUCGAAUUUCACCUCUGCUCUCGCACAGGAUGUUGCUCGUUCAUUUUAACUUUCCGUCUCAGUUCAUAAAUGGGGAUGACACCAGUGCUCCCUCCUAUCAUUACACAUAAAGUACAAUACAAAGUUUAUAUGGCGCGCCUGCCAUCCACCUGAACGUCCAUACUGUAAAAAUCGACACAGGGUUGUUCUUCAUGGUUCCAAAGUACGGCGCUCUAGGACCACCGUUAACUCCUGUGAAAUACAUUUCGACAUCGGUUGGAGCGGAAGAUGACGGACUAUAGAGUCUACACUUCAUGGUGGUCGAGCUUCAAAAAUUAUUUAUGCACAAAUAGAUCAACAAUGUGAGCCGUAGCCUCAUUUACAGUGAGUGACCGAUCCCAUGAAAUGUUAGCUGAGAUUCUGAAAUGCGUUUUCGAUUAGGAAGGAUUACUUGGUCGCGGUUGUAAUACUGAUUAUCUUGCGGCAUUAUCUUAUAAUAUUUCGGACUCGGUAGGAUGUCGGCUUUUGAAUGCACUGCUUUUCAAUCUCUCGUAGAAACCGUACCCGGUAAAAAAGACUACUUAAGUAGCCUACAUUUUUCUCAUUGACUUUCGAUGGUCUUGCAAAUUCAAAUAUACCUUAUAGAAACCAUAAACAAAAAUAGGCUUUCUUGCAGUCAAUUAAUGGAGAAUCACAUUUUCUUCAUAUUUUUUAUUCAAGGAAGGAGAAUAAUUAAGUUUUAAAGAAGUUUCUAAUUAUGAGAUUUUUUCGGACCGCGCAAUGCCCAUUCACAUAGCCCCGUACCUGGCCGUUUAGGACAGCUCCUCAUGAAAUGUACAACAUAGUCUGGAUCCAUUGCAAAAUUUUAUAAACUCUAUGGUAUCUUCCUAAAGAAAUAGAGGAAUAUAUGAUUUUCCUUACGUGGAGAACAUGCACCUUGUAAACUGAAAUCGCUAAACGCCAAUGCAAUGGCAAAUCUGGUUCAAAAUUAUUCGGGAAUUGGAAAACUUUUUAAAACCCAAUUAUACUCCCUCAUUGAAUAAUGCGUAUAAAGAAGACAUGAUUCUCUAUAAAUUGACUGAAAGAAAGCCCAUUUUGUUUAUGGUUUCUACAAGAUAUAUUUGAAUUUGCAAGACCAUCAAAAGUCAAUGAGAAAAAUGCAGGCUACUUAAGUAGUCUUAUUUUAUCGAGUACGGCUUUUACGAGAGAUUGAAAAGCAGUGUAUUCAAAAGCCGGCAUUCUACCGAGUCCAAAAUGUUAUCAGAUUAUGGCGCAAGAUAAUCAAUAUUACAACCGCGUCCAAGUAAUCCUUCCUAAUCGGAAACGCAUUUCCGAAUUUCAGUCAACAUUUCGUGAGAUAGGUCACUCACUGUAUGAGACUGGUGAGGGCUCUCUCUGUGGGUAGCUCAUAGAGUUAAUUCUCAAGCGACUACUGUCGAAAGAGACCGUCCAAGUCAUCGUUAACAGUACCAUUGUCAUCAUCUGCAGUUUUCCAAGCUGUCCAGUGGGUCACCCAGUGCCAAGUAAUACAGGAAACCAGGAAGUUUAGGAGAGAAGUCACACGAAGCUAGCUCUUUAAUGUCGUUAUUCAUACUGUCAACUGACAACGUUGAUCUCAGAGUGGCCUGUUAGUUUGUUAUUCGAGGGCUUUACGGACUUGGAGCGCGUGACCAAUCUCAUGAAAUGUUGACUGAAAUUCUGAAAUGCGUUUUCGAUUAGGAAGGAUUACUUAGGUGGGGUUGUAAUACUGAUUAUCAUGCGGCAUAAUCCUAUAUUAUUUCGGACUCACCAGGAUGUGGGCUUCCGAAUGCACAUCUUUUUGACCUCCUGCAGAAAGCACACUUGGUAAAAAAUGACUACUUAAUUAGCAUGCUUUUUCACAUUGAUUUUCGAUGGCCUUAUGAAUUCAAAUAUAUUUUAUAGAAAACAUACACAAAAAUACGAUUUAUUUUACUCGUUUGUUAUAAAAUUACAUUGUUCUCACAGUUUAUACCUGAAGAGAGUGCAUCUAGGUUUUGGGAAAUUUUCUAAAUUACCGAAUAAUUUCGAGCGUUGGCGUUUGGCGACUUCAGUCUACGAAGUGUAUGCUUUCCGCGUAAGGAAAAUCACUUAUUCCUCUACACCUUUAAGAAGAUACCAUACAGAGUUCAUGAAAUUUUGCAAUGAACGCGGACUAUAUCGUGUACUUCAUGAGGUGCAUUGGUAAACGGACAUGUGCAAUACUCAAUGUAUGGACAUCUCACGAUCUUAGAAAUCUCAUAAUUAGAAUUUUUUAAAACCGAAAGGGUAUAAAGUGUGAGGACAGUGUGAUUUCCUACCAAACGAGUAAAAUAAAUCAUAUUUUGUGCAUGUUUUCUUUAAAAUAUAUUUGAGUUCAUGCUAAUUAAGUAGUCAUUUUUUACCAAGUGUGCUUUCUGCAGGAGGUCAAAAAGAAGUGCAUUCGAAAGCCCACAUCCUAGUGAGUCCGAAAUAAUAUGGGAUUAUGCCGCAUGAUAAUCAGUACUACGACCCCACAUAAGUAAUCCUUCCUAAUCGAAAACGCCUUUCAGAAUUUCAGCCAACAUUCCAGGAGAUCGGUGACUCACUGUACUUCCUUUGCGACACUACCUCCGCAGAUCCUCAGCCUAUUUAAAACCUUAAACAGAAAUCCCAGACGUUAUUGAAAGUACCCCAACGACAGUCUUCAGUGUUUGAGCCUUACAGCGACGUUUUUCAGGAAUGCAUGAUAUUUUCAACCUAGCCUUGUAAUUCAGUUACAUGUUACAACCUUCCCUAACAUCACACCCAGCUGCUCGCAUAUGGCCGAUAUCGAAUUAGCUGCAGUUUUUCGAACGGAAUGCAGACAAUAUUGGGCGAACAAACGUAAUCAGGCUUGACAACUGCCACUUUCGAUUGCGACGAUGCCAACCGUGUGUUCCACAGCGGAGUCAGGGUAGGGACAGUGACUUGCGCGUGAAUUAGUUUAAUCUACCGCACUCUCUCUCUCCCUCUCCCGGUGUCAGUAUACCGCAGAGGGAAGGUGACUCAGGUAGCUGGCGCGGCCGGAGCCGCCCAUAGGCGUGUUACCACACCCGGCUCGCAUCCCACGAAGUGUGAGCGCCAUAGAGGCCACAUUAAGAGGGAGCCAUUGCAGUCUGACUCAUUUUUACCGGUCUGUCACUCCAUGCAAACACACACUGGGUUGACUGCAAGGCCCAUGUUAUAUCGUCAGUUAACAACUUUCCAAGCCACGGUUUUUUUGCGCACCGUGAUAGCUUCAAGCGCGUCAGAUCGUUUAUAGUGAGGAAUAUUUGUGGACACGUCGACCUCACUCCCUCUUCCCACUUCUAGGCACCUGUCCACUUUCCGAGCUGGUCAAAUGUCUGGUAACGGAAGUGGACCCUGACAGAGCUAGAGAGUUAAUCUACAUAGCGCAUAACUCCUACACGGUCUUAUUUUACCUACUUCCCGAAAACUAGCUGUCCGGGUUGGUGACGGCGCCACCCUGGUUUUUUUUGCUGUGAUCGGCGUCAGGUCCCACCAGGAGCUCCUAAAAAGUGCAGCAAAACUUCACUUUUGGAACUGCCUGCAAGUAAACGCUGCCUUCCGGGUGUUUUAAUUGUGCCCACUGGACCCGUUUGCAGCGGAUUUGUACGUAUUGUAGGCAACAUAUAUCCAAGGCUGCAGGAAAGACUGGGUAUCAGUUUUCUCAGCUGACGCUAUUUGUUUUGGCUAUAAUGCCGACCGAGUUAAGACACUUUGGGUUACGUUUGGGAUGUGCACUGUGCCCAGUGGAUGUUUGAGAGAGAGGCACCGAUUUGAAGCGUUUGAUUCUCCCAACCCUUUGGUGUGGAGCUGUCGUCGGAGACGUUUAUUUAUGCCUCAGACUCUACAUUCGGGAACGAAAUCUUUCUCUUUGUGGCAUUAACCUUAGGUUCCAGUCAUUUUGCUGAGUCCACGGAUACUAUACUAAAAGAGUAACAUCAUUUGGGUAUUCAGUAUCACGGGUUAUCAGGUCUUCUGCGCUGUCCAAAUUUUGAGUCUGCCAAACGGUAGGAGACAGUAGCAAACCUUGACUAACACCCUGUUUAACUUCAGCGACAUCUUUGUUUGCAGUGAACCCCAACUAUCUAGUGCUGUUUCCAAUGCGUGAAAAUCUACGCAGUUUAUUCGUGGGCCUUUAUUAUUCUGGUAUUUGGCGUUGGCCGUUCGACCGCGAACAGUAAACACGAAAAACGCUUAUUUCUACACAAUCCACUCAGCCUUGCUGUUGUCCCGGCGGCAGCAACUCGGGGAAAAAUGGACAUACAUAUGGACCUGGUUGUGGCUACCAGUCGUGCCCACUAGUGGUGGUUACCGGGACGACCAUCGACGCAUGUCAGCUGUCGGGUAAGUAAGCUCGUGAGUACGACGAAUUAAACAGUCACGUGUCAUGCAACAGCAAUACCUUCAGGCCACGGCUGAGCACCGAUGUACCAGAUCGCUUGCCGAUAAAAUGACUGCAGGCCAUAACAGUAUUACCAUAUGGCAAAUGCUGCCGGCCCCCAGUAAGGCUCCGUCGGCCACCGUCUGGUGCAACCCUACAGCCUUAGGUUAGUGUAUAGGAGCGGUGGAUGGAGAUGUCCAUCUUGGAAUCCAGGGCCUGCGGGUACUCCUCCCUCCGCCAAGCAUCGGCAUGCAAUCCCUGUCUGACGGCCUGCUGUUUAAUUAAGUUUUGAAUGAUCGAAGGACGUCCUCUGGCUGCAGUUGUCGGGGCCCAACGAACGAUUAUCAGUCUAACUACAACGACAGCCGUCAUCCAGAGCUGUCGCCCGGGUCGUCAUAAAACUUAAGUGGAUGGAUGGAAUCCAGAUGAGAUCAAAGUAGAAAAGGCCCUCCGUACAGUUGGCCAUUUUGUGUGGCUGUCAGCCCACCGGAAUUAAGAUCCGUCUCUAGACAUUGCAUAGACCCUAGCCUGUUUAUAUUUGCACAAGAAUGCGCACCGAUUGUGUAUUGCAAGCAAAUGCACAGCUCCAAAUCUCAAGGUAUGAUCCGUUUGAUUGCAGACUUGGAACUUCCGCUCUUAUACCUGGCUAUUCCCUUGCCCCUUUGGCGACGAAUCUCACAAAUACCUUGCAUUCUUCUGGUAGCCUUUUUCGUUUAUUUUUCUCUGAUUUGACUUGAGUCUUUCUUUGUGAAUCUAUCCUUUUAAGUUGGCAUAUAAUUACGAAAAUGGGUAAUUUGAGUAAGCCAAUCCAAUAUAUCCGUGCAUACUAGGUUCGAAAGGCGGAGCAGAAAGGACAGCCAGCGGAGGCCUCCCCUGGACCGGUUAAUGAGGACUCUGACUCAGAUUUGUCCUCCGAUGGUGAACAUCGACGCGUGCUAGAACGCUUCGGAAUGCCCGACGACGUAAUGGUCGGCAUUAUGAACUCGCAGGACCUCUUGGCUCCAGACGAGGCUCUCUCUGGCAUGUAUGACAAGCGCGGCCAGAGCCUGCGUCUCCGGUUCAAGCCUGAAACCAGCGAACUCUGGUUGGCUACCAACAGUGUGACGCACAAGGUUCCUCUGGCCACCAUCCAUGACGUGCGCAGCCAGCCUAUAAAGGAGCACCCUGAGUACCACAUCAUGGCCUUCCAACUGGGCCCCACUAAGAAGUCGCGAUUCUUCGUUUACUGGCUGCCAGCUCAGUACGUGGAGUGCAUCAAGACCAUGGUCAUGCAGCAUCGUCUCCUUCACGGAGAUCGACGCACCAGCUUUUAG
Molecule: messenger RNA, 5873 nt
Organism: Spirometra erinaceieuropaei
Lineage: Eukaryota; Metazoa; Platyhelminthes; Cestoda; Diphyllobothriidea; Diphyllobothriidae
Source: the annotation of a GenBank genome assembly